UAUCUUUGCUUUUGCUUCUAAGGUAGAAUGUAAAUAUUUUGAUUUGAACACGUGCUUCAGUUCGUGUUAAUUGUUUGGCGGUGUUUUACAGUUCGUGUGUAACUGUGCUGUUACAGAUGUAGUCGAGAGGUUGUCCACCAUGUCGUACAAGCGAGAUUCGAAUAUAUUUGCCGGUUGUCUUUUAGGAACUUUUAAAGGACUGCAGUUUCAUGGAGAUGAAAGUGAAUGGAAAGUAUUUGCAAAAAACUUGCAGAAAGUUGGGUCCCUGCAAAAAGAUAAUGGAAUCACACAUUUGAGCUGGGGUGAUGACGAUGAAGUGGACAUUCUAAUAGGGCUGAAGAACAAGACUGUAAAGACAUACGACACUGAUUACAAGGCUUUCACAAGUUCUGUUAAUGUUGAAUAUGGGGAAGGUCAGAUUUGUGGUCUAAGCAAAUAUGAUAGAUGUCUCUUAACUGCUGUUGAAUCAGGACAUAUAAGAGUAUGGAGAUUUAAGGAAAAAGAAGGUGAUAUGUUUAAUUCUGGAUGCCCAAUUCAGAAAAUGAAACACAGUAAAGUAAAUAAAAAUAUAGUGGCAUUUGGCAGCAAAAAUCAUGCAGAUUUGAAACUGCUUGAUUUAAAUACAAAGCAGUAUACUUUCAUAUCAAAAAAUGUAAGAAAGAAUGAGCUUGAGCUGCAAGUUCCAAUUUGGCCAUCUGAUCUUGUUUUUCUACCAGAUGGUGACCGCAGUGUGGCUGUUUGUACAAAAUAUGGACAGGUACGUCUUUAUGACACAAAAGGGCCAGCAAAACGACCAGUACUCAGUGUUGAUAUUCCACUGGGAAGUCUUCCCUCUAAGUCCUCUAUUGGGAGAGAAAUGUGCAGCCUUACAUGCAUGUCAUCUACCAUGAAGGACAGGUGUGUGGUUGUUGGCAGCGGGAGGGGACAGAUGAAACUGAUUGACUUCCGUGGCAAAAGUCAUAUUGCAAAGUCUUAUAAAGGGCCAGUUGGGGGCAUUCGAUCCAUUGCUUGCAGUGCUACUGAACCAUAUGUAGUCAGUGUGAGUUUAGACAGAUACUUGCGUAUACAUCACCUGGAUGAAGCUAAACCUCUUUAUCAGGGGUACCAAAAAAUGAAACUUAAUUGUGUCCUGGUGAGGUCUCAGAUGAUACUCCCAGACAUUAAAGAAGAAGAAGAAAAACAAAAUGAUCAAAAAGUGGAUAGUGAUGAUGAUAUUCAAAUUGUCGCUGAAUAUGACAGUCUCUUUGAUGACAUGGCUGUUCUUGAGGAAACUUGAUAUGUUGUGUCUAUAAUAUUUACAUGUGUGUUGGACGUUCUGUGCAUCUCUGUGUUUCCUUAUUAGGAGAAAACCAAGUCAGGUGACUUAUUUAUGUUUCAAAUGUGUAAUUUAGAAUGUUUGUAAUUAAACAUUUAGCACAUUUGUUGUAAUAAAUACAACUGUGAUGAUUGUUUGAUCAACAGAUAUUUGUAUCAUAUAUGUGUAAUAAAGUGUGAAACUGCUGUACGAAAUA
Molecule: messenger RNA, 1511 nt
Organism: Schistocerca gregaria
Lineage: Eukaryota; Metazoa; Arthropoda; Insecta; Orthoptera; Acrididae
Product: WD repeat-containing protein 74
Exons: 7
Coding region: 140-1276 (378 amino acids)
Biological process (GO): ribosomal large subunit biogenesis
Cellular component (GO): preribosome, large subunit precursor; nucleolus
Molecular function (GO): protein binding
Source: RefSeq, a predicted model, not a curated record